ACAAAGCAUCUUCAGAUGACAUCAAUUGUGGAACUGAAUGGUAUAUCGUUGUGGUAUCAGUAGUGUCUGGGAUUAUCAUGGGACUUUUUCUUGCAUACAUUGUCUCAUGUUCUCGUCGUAAAUUUAGAAACAGGAAACCUCAGUCAAAUCCUGAAAAACAAACAACUGAAGUUGAUACAACUUAUCAAGAACUAGAUCUUUCGAAAAUGAACACAGAAGAAAAUUAUCAAUCGUUGAGUGUGAAUGCCGAAAGUAACGACGCUGCAAAUGAUCACGAUGAGGACUCUACUUACACUGAAUUGAGCAAAACCAGAGAUGUGGAGAACAACUACCAAUCUUUAACUUGA
Paramuricea clavata is the source of this 347-nucleotide messenger RNA. The record is from the annotation of a GenBank genome assembly. NCBI's taxonomy places the organism in Eukaryota, Metazoa, Cnidaria, Anthozoa, Malacalcyonacea, Plexauridae.